Messenger RNA from Rhea pennata, 1463 nucleotides. Its product is annotated as arylacetamide deacetylase-like 4. The record is from RefSeq and is a predicted model, not a curated record. NCBI's taxonomy places the organism in Eukaryota, Metazoa, Chordata, Aves, Rheiformes, Rheidae. Gene Ontology annotation, cellular component: membrane. Gene Ontology annotation, molecular function: carboxylic ester hydrolase activity; lipase activity. The coding region runs from base 1 to 1233 and encodes 410 amino acids. The transcript is spliced from 4 exons.
AUGGCACUUGCUUACAUAUUGUUGGUGUUAUUCCCGGCAGUCUUCGUCGCUGCAUUUAUAUUUUUGGUCAUAGGGGUAAUUAAUUUUGAUUUCUCCAACUCAGAAAUUCCUCCUGGAGUGAAUCAACCUGUAAAGCUCCGAAUCAUUCAUAUUAUUUUAAUAAGUACAGCUGUGGUGGGACAGAUUUUGGAAAACAUUGGCAUCUGCAGUCAGGUUAGCUUUGUUCGCUAUAUGCAAGGUAGGAAGACUCUGGGAGCAGACCAACACCUCUUCAUCAAGGACCUGCGGUUUGAAAAGGUGCCUGUGAGGAUUUAUCAGCCUACGGCUCCAUCCGCCAGCCAAAGGAGAGGAGUUAUGUUCUUCCAUGGAGGAGGAUGGAUAUUUGGAAGUCUUGAGACCCAUGAAAAGCUAUGCCGCUCUAUUGCCAGAGAAAGUGAAUCAGUGGUUGUAUCUGUUGGGUACCGUUUAGCUCCUGAGCACAAAUAUCCUGCUGCAUAUGAAGACUGUCUUAAUGCUACCGUCCACUUUAUGAAGAAUAUAGAGCACUAUGGGGUGGAUCCUGCCCGUAUAAUUGUCAGCGGGGACAGCGCUGGGGGCAAUCUGGCAGCUGCCGUCAGCCAGACCCUCGCAAGCAGACCAGACCUCCCAAAACUACGGGCUCAGAUCUUGAUCUACCCAGGCCUUCAGGCACUGGACUUCAAUCUACCGUCCUAUCAGCAAAAUCGGGGAGUCCCUCUGCUCUUCCGAGAACGCGCUGCUUUCUAUGUGUUACAGUACCUAAAUGGAGAUGCAUCAAACCUAGAGGAGGUCUUGGAGGGUUCUCAUAUUCCUUCAGAUAUUAUAUUAAAUCAUAGGAAAUGGGUGAGUCCAGAUUAUAUUCCUGAAAAAUUUAAGGGCAGAGGCUACAAACCACAUGUGUUACUUGAAUGUGCAACCGAAGUUUAUGAGGCAGUGAAAAGAUUCUGUGAGCCCAAUCUGUGUCCACUGUUAGCUGAAGAUGCUGUUGUUCAGCAGCUGCCUGAGACUUUCAUCUUGACGUGCGAGUACGACGUGCUGAGAGAUGACGGUUUGCUGUACAAGAAGAGACUGGAGGACAAUGGUGUUCCAGUGACCUGGUACCACCUGGAGGAUGGGUUCCAUGGAAUCAUAAACUCAUUUAAUAGUGACUGGUUGUCAUUUUCAGCUGGAAAAAGGGGUCUUGAUAAUAUUGUGAAUUUUCUAAAAAGCUUAUAAAAACAAUUUUCUUUCAGCCAUAAGUAUAUAAGCAUUGCCAAUUUUCUGUGGUUUUGUUUCGUGCUCUUAAAUUUCAGAGAAGAGGUUGAGAUAGGCCAAUUUAUUUUAAUAAGCAAUCAUGACAGUAUGACCACUGAAAAUGUUUAAAGAAUGCUGGGAAAGUUUCUUUUAGUGAUGUCUCAAGUAUUCUGUGCGCAGUCUGUUUCAAUGACUUGUUUGCACCACGCACU